Molecule: messenger RNA, 1077 nt
Organism: Metarhizium brunneum ARSEF 3297
Lineage: Eukaryota; Fungi; Ascomycota; Sordariomycetes; Hypocreales; Clavicipitaceae
Product: NADP-dependent alcohol dehydrogenase 6
Biological process (GO): alcohol metabolic process
Molecular function (GO): alcohol dehydrogenase (NADP+) activity; zinc ion binding
Source: RefSeq, a predicted model, not a curated record
AUGGCCACUGACACGGCGUUUGAGGGGUGGGUAGGCGAGGACGCUUCCUCUGCCAAGGGCAAAAUGGUCUGGAAACAGUACACGCCAAAGCUGUGGGAGGAGACGGACGUUGAGAUCAAGAUUACACACUCUGGCGUCUGCGGCUCAGACCUUCACACAUUACGGUCGGGCUGGCGCGAGGCACCGUACCCGAUCGUCGUCGGACAUGAAAUUGUUGGCGUCGCCAUACGCGUCGGCUCUCAAGCUGAGGGGGACAUUCGCGUCGGCGACGUAGUCGGCGUGGGUGCCCAGGCUGAUGCCUGCCUCAACCGAGACUCGGAUUACUCGUGCAUCGAGUGUUCGGAGCAGAGCGAGAAUUACUGCGCCCGUCGUGUCGUCACAUACGCCUCGAAACACCGAAACGGCAGCAAGACGCAAGGCGGGUACGCGCUCUACUAUCGCGGGCCGUCACACUUUGUCGUCAAAAUACCUGCCGGCCUGCCACCCCAGCUGGCCGCGCCCAUGCUCUGUGCCGGCGUCACAGUCUACUCUCCGCUCAAACGUUAUCGCUGCGGGCCUGGAAAGAGCGUGGGCGUUAUUGGCCUCGGCGGUCUGGGCCAUUUCGCCGUCUUGUUUGCCAAGGCGCUCGGGGCCAAGGAGGUUAUUGGCAUUUCCAGGAACCAAGACAAACAAAAAGACGCAAUGGACCUGGGGUGUGACGGCUACAUUGCGACCGCCGCCGAAAACGAGUGGGCAACCAAUAAUGCGCGUCGUUUUGACAUUAUUCUAAAUACCGUCGCGUCAGUCAAGAUGCCAUUUUCUGACUAUCUUGGUCUUCUUCGGCUCGGCGGUACACUCGUCCAGGUAGGCCUGCCCGAGGGGCCGAUUCCCUUCACGCCCUCCCGUUUGGGCGGCGCUGGUGCGAGGGUAGCCGGAACGAACAUCGGGUCCCCGAGUGAGAUAAGGGAGAUGUUGGACCUGGCCGCCACCAAGAAUAUCAAGCCGUGGGUUGAACAGCGGCCGAUGAAGGAUGCUAACCGCACUAUACUGGACUUUGAGGCAGGUAAACCACGUUUCCGCUACGUCAUGUUUAAUUAG